This is a messenger RNA of Plasmopara halstedii, 321 nucleotides long. RefSeq lists its product as uncharacterized. The transcript is spliced from 2 exons. NCBI's taxonomy places the organism in Eukaryota, Oomycota, Peronosporomycetes, Peronosporales, Peronosporaceae. The coding region runs from base 1 to 321 and encodes 106 amino acids. The record is from RefSeq and is a predicted model, not a curated record.
AUGCCUAUUAAUGAGGUCCCCCCUGGGAUCGAUGUCGUCAUUAAGUGUCUUGGGCGUCUUGACUUUCCCGUCCCGAGGCACAUGGUAAACUCUACGAACGCGCUAAAACCAAUUUUCCGUGUCGAUCAGUCCAAUACACGAAUGUUGAGCGUAGACCUGGUGAUUGCGCAUCUUGUCCAGCACAUUCAGAACCAUAAAGUGACUAAGAUUCUUCGAGAGGUCGCAGCUCACCAGGCACAUCCAGGCUCCAAUUCCAGGUCGAAGAUGCCGUCUACACCGUCACACCGUCUGAUAGACAAAUUCUGCUUUCGGGCGAAGUAG